AAGGGAGGCAUAGUCGGGUGCUUUCUGCAAACCUUUUAAAAUUUUUUUGAGUGACCAUCAAAAGUACGCUACCCUCUCCAAAGAAUUCCGUUGUUUUACUACUUAGGAAGUAUGAACCCAGAAUAUGAUUUCCUUUUUAAACUCUUGUUGAUUGGUGAUUCUGGUGUUGGAAAAUCUUGCUUGUUGCUUCGUUUUGCCGAUGACACUUACUCUGAGACCUACAUUUCUACCAUUGGAGUAGAUUUUAAGAUAAAAACUAUCGUUCUUGACGGGAAAACUAUUAAAUUGCAAAUAUGGGACACUGCUGGGCAAGAAAGGUUUAGAACUAUUACCUCCUCUUAUUAUCGAGGGGCUCAUGGCAUUAUUAUAGUAUACGACGUGACAGACCAGACUUCUUUCGACAAUGUGCACACUUGGUUGAAAGAAAUUAACAGGUAUGCCAAUGAAAAUGUGAACAAGCUUCUCAUUGGCACCAAAAAUGAUCUCACUUCUAAGAAAGUAGUCGACUACGAAACGGCCAAAGAUUGCGCCGAUAAGUUAAACAUCACCUUUAUGGAAACGUCUGCCAAGACUGCUACUAACCUUAACGAAGUCUUCACUACAAUGGCACGGGAAAUAAAGAACAGACUCGGUCCCCCUGAAAACUUAAGAAAUCAGAAGAACGAGCCUUUGCAGUUUGAUUCCACAAAGCAGCUUAAUCCGAAUUCCAGUGAAUGCAGCUGUUAAUCCCUCUUUGCUAUAGAAAAGUCAUAGAGUUUUAUAAAAUAUACUGCUUUUGUGUUAAAAAGAGUGAAAACCCUUCAA
Molecule: messenger RNA, 804 nt
Organism: Zophobas morio
Lineage: Eukaryota; Metazoa; Arthropoda; Insecta; Coleoptera; Tenebrionidae
Product: ras-related protein Rab-1A-like
Exons: 7
Coding region: 112-726 (204 amino acids)
Biological process (GO): vesicle-mediated transport
Molecular function (GO): GTP binding; GTPase activity
Source: RefSeq, a predicted model, not a curated record